UUGUCAAUCCCCGAACAAAACAGGAAACAGAAUUUUGUCACACGAAACCGUAGAAAAUUUUAUUUUGUACAAGAAAAACGUUUUAAUAUUUAUGAUUUCCAAAUCGUUUAGUUGACGCAUCAAUUUGCUCGACAGCUUUGUAUCUUUGACUUGUUGGAGUAAAUCGGUAUUUAUCGUAAAAGUUCACGUUCCUCACAAUAGAUGGCGAAAGAAAAUUUUAACAGACUUAUCCGUAGUCAUUGAUUACUUGCGGAGUAGUGCAAACGCGAAGCGAUGGAAGACGAAGACGAAAACACUACGCCAAGCGAAUGGGUGCCGUCCUGUAGCUCCGACGGCGGUAGCGGUACAGGCAGCACCUGCCUGACAGAGCUGCUGCGAAAAGCCAUCGCUGGCAUCUCUGUGCCAUUGAAGCCAGCUGCAGUCAAGAGGCCAAUUGGUGCAGCAAAUUUCACGGAUGCCGCAUACAAUUCUUCUUUGAUGGAACGAGCUGGUCUGUCAAAGAGGCAUUGCAUGCGGCAGUCAACAAUCACGGCCAAGGACCUCGCAGAUUGCUAUUAUUUAUGUAGUUUCAAUUCGUUUCAUACUAUCAUUGAUAGGAUUAGAUUUUGUUCCCCUCUGUAACAUAGUAAAUAUAGAUGAUAGAUUAUGCAAACACUGGUCUAUUCUGUAUAAGUAAAUUAACGAAUAUAAAAACCGUGACCUAUUUUUGUCUUUUACAACAUGUAGAUUUUUUCCGACACCGA
This is a messenger RNA of Pararge aegeria (speckled wood butterfly), 743 nucleotides long. RefSeq lists its product as uncharacterized. The record is from RefSeq and is a predicted model, not a curated record. The transcript is spliced from 2 exons. Bases 274 to 621 code for a protein of 115 amino acids. NCBI's taxonomy places the organism in Eukaryota, Metazoa, Arthropoda, Insecta, Lepidoptera, Nymphalidae.